CAAGGCGACGCUUACUGAAGCGCAACUGUGACCGAGCAACAUGGGUGCGUCGAGCAAGACGUCGGGUUGUCAUGACGCUUCGGAAACGCUUUGCCUUCGGAGGCAGCAUCGUCACCCGGGACGCACCGGCGACGCUUUCACCUGGGUAGAUUGUACGCAAAAGCCGGCUCGCCUGUUCAGCAAAAAAUGUUCCGCCGAAGCAGGCUCGAACACGUCCUGCCAGUCUACUCGGGACCGCUCGAUCAGCUUCCGAUCACACUACAGGCAAACAGGUGUCGCUGCGGCCCGCAGCGUCACCUAA
Molecule: messenger RNA, 301 nt
Organism: Puccinia graminis f. sp. tritici CRL 75-36-700-3
Lineage: Eukaryota; Fungi; Basidiomycota; Pucciniomycetes; Pucciniales; Pucciniaceae
Exons: 1
Coding region: 41-301 (86 amino acids)
Source: RefSeq, a predicted model, not a curated record